This is a messenger RNA of Physcomitrium patens, 3322 nucleotides long. Its product is annotated as light-sensor Protein kinase. Gene Ontology annotation, molecular function: ATP binding; protein serine/threonine kinase activity. Gene Ontology annotation, biological process: protein phosphorylation. The record is from RefSeq and is a predicted model, not a curated record. NCBI's taxonomy places the organism in Eukaryota, Viridiplantae, Streptophyta, Bryopsida, Funariales, Funariaceae.
AAUGUCCACCUUAUCGGUAUAGGGACAGUGCACAAUGCUCAACGCAUUGUCGAAUUGGUACCGCCCCAAUUGUCUGUACAGAGGCAUUGGCAACUUGAUGGAGUCAAGCUGCACCAUUUGGCUCAUUUCAACGUGCUCAGUAAACCCUGGAAGCUAUGCCAGACGAUCUGUGAAGCUGCACUGAGUGCUCUCGGAAUACUCUGGAAUGUGUGAAUGUUGACCGCUUUCCUCCUUCUGCAUUGCAUUUUGCGUAGAGGUUGAGCUAGGUGGCAGAAUGGCACCCACCUACACGAGAUACAGUAAUCCACACUACAGUACUUCGUGAUUGUUCUCAUGAACGAUGCAAGAUGCUGUGACCUAUAAUUUCACGAGAUCCCAAGUAGGUGGAUUCAUCAGGCGGUCGCGGACAUCUCGGAUGUUGAGGUGUAACAUAUCUAAAGGAUUUAAUAGUCAAUACUCUUCAUUUGAGCAUUAGUUUCUUUCAUCUAUUUACUUGAUUUAUUGGGAAUCUGUAAUUCAGACCAGCUUAGAAGUUAAAGGUUCCUUAUUCCGUGUACAUGUGGUUGGCAACCUUUGAGAAUCCAGGAUCUAAAGUCUAUUGGGUAACAAAAUUGUUCAGAAUUUUUCCAGCUUGUAGCACAGAACUCUGUAACUGUUUGGUAAAUAUCUUCAUCUCAAAGUACGUGGGUAGUACGAUGAAUUCUAUUGUAUUCGUGCUUCUGGUAGCGGUGAUACUUCUGUCUCUCUACCUUGGAUUUGGUCCUUCAUUACAGAGACGCAAGUUUCAAAUUAAUGUAGAACUUUGCAUGCGCUUAGAAAAGAAGCUUGCUAAGACGCAAACCCACAUACAUGAUCAGUAUGAUCCUUUGAAAAUGACUGGAAUUCAAAAGAAGAUCUACCAAGAAUUGAAGGCAGUGAUGAAACGAGCAACUGAUUUGCUUAAGCAAUGCAGGUGCAGCAACAGAAAAUCGUGGCUUUGUGCAGCAGUAGCCCUUCUAGAUAUCAAAGAGCAUGUGCUGGAUAUUGAACUUGAGCUUGCAUGGUGCACACGCAUGUUGAAAUUAUCAACUACUAGCCACUUGGAUAGUACAGUAGAUACUGACGAAGAUAGCAACGUGGCCAAGGCAGAAACACAGCAGAAAUCACUUUAUGACAAGUUGUCGGACGACUUGGAAGAUUUGCAAAAGGCAGCUAAUAAAGAUAAGGCACAUCUGCUGUCCAAGCUUGAGAAAGAGGUUUCGAAGCAUGACAAGGGGUCGGAGCAUCACCUGCUGGUAACCUACUUGCAGUGCCGUCUCAAAGAGUUACAAGGUAACUCUAUUCCUGAUGGUGACGUCAAAUGUUUAGACGAGUACUUCGGAAAGAAGGUCCAAUUGGUUGAGAGCGUGGGUGAAGGUGCAUAUGGCUACGUAUAUAAAACCAAGGGGUUGGAGCACCUGAACAUUCCCAAGCAAGCAGUGAAAAUAAUUCUUGAACCUAAUGCUUUGGAGGGGAAGUUUCUGAAAUUUUGCUAUCAUCCACAUAUCGUGCAGUACUUUUGGUCCUGGGAGCAGAUCGUUACCGACCGUAUAGCUAUUGACAAAAUGAAGAAUUGUUUUCUGGAGGAUGAGAAGUAUUCCUACAUACUAAUGGAACUUAUGCGUACGAACCUCACUCUUGAAAUCUGGGAGAAUAAGCAGAAGAAUCCAGGCAGUCCACCCUUUGCACUGCCUGUGGCGAUCGACAUAAUGCUUCAGAUCGCAAAAGCAAUGCGAUACCUUCACGGUAAGAGGAUCACCAAGAGUAAGAUCACCCACAGAGACCUCAAACCCGCUAAUAUACUAGUGGAAACUCAAGGAAACUCUUUGCAUGUGAAGUUGGUAGAUUUUGGGAUAUCGAAAGUAUACCAGCACACUGAAACCUUAGGUGCUCAAACUCGGAAGCUGGGCACAACGGUGUAUGCGGCACCUGAGGUUUUCCUCCCAGCUGAGAAUGGCACCACGACGGCAAAUUAUCCUCCCAGGGCUGACGUUUGGAGUUUUGCAAUGACAUGUUCAGAAAUUCUCACUGGUCGUACUCCUUUUCACCGUGUACUUGAAAGAAAAGAUCUUCACGAGAAAAUCAAAGAUGGAUUAAGGCCUGAUUUGCCGGAUAACCUGCCUGAUUGCCUGCGUUUCUGCAUUGAAAGCUGCUGGAACCUGGAUCCUCAACAGAGACCAAACUUUCAGAAUAUAUGCAGAAUGCUCACUGUUGCGAAAGCCGUGAGUUUGAAUGCAACUCUUGCCGAGUCUGCUUUCAAACAUGUGCAAAAGCUUGGCGAUCCUUCGUUGCAAAUUGCUUCAAAGCCAAGUCGUGGGGUUGGAGAGACGUACGUUUUAGUGGGGACGAGCUUCACGCUGUACACCGACAGCUCAAGGAAAGUCGAGAUUAAGAGGAAGUACUCCAAAGGAAUUACAACAGAUAUGGAUGAGUACAAAUACCUGAAUCCAAUCCAGAUACCUUUCGUGCAAGGUAGUAUCUGGGCAAACCAACUGGACGUCUACGCGCACGGUUGUCUUUGUGGUGUCUUCGUGAGCUCCAAGUACCAAGACCAGCUCAGGAAACUGAACUUGAAUAUCGUGACGGGAGGAUAUCUUGGUCAGACGAAUUCUACGAGCGAGGAAGAUGAAGACCGCAGGCACUAUUGGGGUGUGAAGAGAGACAAGAAUUCAAGCGAAUAUCAUCGAGCUGCUGGGUUCUUCAACAUGCGCGAAUCAAAUCAGAUGGGGUAUGUGUAUGUUUACUUCAGGUAUGGCUCGUCAGACUCUGCUGUGAUUACCCACAUAUGGCAGGAUGACACGGUGAUACUUGGUGAUAUUGGCACAGCAGACUCUGCCUAUGCUGACAGGAUGGUGCUGGGCAGCAAGAUCCUACACAGCGCUCCGUCAGCUAAUUCCCAUAGCUAUUAUCUCACUUUCUUCCAUCCCUCCUGCUGAGAACGAUGCAUCGCGUGUUUAGUUGGUCCGAUGGUGGGUUGUGUCGGGUUCCAACAUGGUACCAGAUGCUAAGAACGGCAAUACUUCUACAAAUUCCUGCUAUGUAUGUAUGUAUGUAUGUAUAUAUAUUUGCAUGAUGUGGAAUUUUGUUGAAGUCUAUGAUACAAGAGCUUGAAGCAAACCCCGGUAAAGGCUACAAAGGUCCUCAAGAUAACAAUUUGAUAACUCUGGCAUUAUUGGAAAGUACUUGUGGCUUUGGAUGUGCAUAGAUAGAUAGAUAGCUAUAUAAAUAAAUUAAUAGAUAGUGAUCAUGGAUUUUUGUAUUGAAUCAUUUCAUUUUGAAAUUGUAUUGUUUUCUCAUCUUAGAA